Lycium ferocissimum is the source of this 2215-nucleotide messenger RNA. Its product is annotated as ruBisCO large subunit-binding protein subunit beta, chloroplastic. Gene Ontology annotation, biological process: protein refolding. Gene Ontology annotation, molecular function: ATP-dependent protein folding chaperone; ATP binding. The coding region runs from base 162 to 1961 and encodes 599 amino acids. The transcript is spliced from 15 exons. Gene Ontology annotation, cellular component: cytosolic ribosome; chloroplast stroma. NCBI's taxonomy places the organism in Eukaryota, Viridiplantae, Streptophyta, Magnoliopsida, Solanales, Solanaceae. The record is from RefSeq and is a predicted model, not a curated record.
ACUCUUUCAUACCCUUUUGGUUUGGUUUCAUUAUAUAACCUAAUCGUAUCUACAUAGCAUUUUCAUUCUCCAAGAAAAAAAGAAGAUAAACCACACUUCACCUACUUCUUCCGCUAUACUAUAGUAAAACCCUACUCUCCACUCAUUUUUUCAAGGGAUAGAUGGCAUCUACUUUUGCUGGUAUGUCCUCAGCAGGACCCUUGGCUGCUCCUAGCACUUCUUCAAACAAGCUUUCGUCUGUUGCUAAUAUAUCUUCCACCUCUUUCGGGAGCAAAAGAAAUGUUGUACUUAGAAAGAACCGCAGUCCGAAAAUUUCGGCUGCAGCGAAGGAGUUGUACUUCAACAAGGAUGGGUCAGCUAUCAAGAAGCUGCAGAUUGGUGUGAACAAACUUGCUGAUCUAGUUGGAGUUACUCUUGGCCCAAAAGGAAGAAAUGUUGUCCUCGAGAGCAAGUAUGGUGCUCCAAAAAUCGUUAAUGAUGGAGUUACCGUCGCCAGAGAGGUUGAAUUAGAGGAUGCAGUAGAAAACAUCGGUGCGAAACUAGUGAGACAAGCUGCUGCCAAAACCAAUGACCUGGCUGGGGAUGGGACUACAACAUCUGUUGUGCUAGCCCAGGGCCUUAUUGCUGAAGGUGUCAAGGUGGUUGCAGCUGGUGCAAACCCUGUCCUGAUCACCAGAGGAAUUGAGAAGACUGCAAAAGCAUUAGUAGCUGAGUUGAAGAAAAUGUCCAAAGAGGUGGAAGACAAUGAACUAGCAGACGUGGCUGCAGUAAGUGCUGGGAACAACUAUGAAGUAGGGAGUAUGAUUGCUGAAGCCAUGAGCAAGGUUGGAAGAAAAGGUGUUGUGACACUAGAAGAGGGAAAAAGUGCUGAAAACAGUCUCCGUGUGGUUGAAGGAAUGCAAUUCGACCGUGGUUACAUCUCUCCUUACUUUGUUACUGAUAGUGAGAAAAUGACCGUUGAAUAUGAGAACUGUAAGUUACUACUGGUUGAUAAAAAGAUAACAAAUGCAAGAGAUCUUGUUAAUGUCCUGGAAGAUGCUAUCAGAAAUGGUUACCCAAUUUUAAUUAUUGCUGAAGAUAUUGAGCAAGAAGCUCUAGCAACACUUGUUGUCAAUAAGCUUAGAGGUGCCUUAAAGGUUGCCGCCCUUAAAGCUCCUGGUUUUGGUGAGCGAAAAAGCCAAUAUCUUGAUGACAUAGCAACCCUUACCGGAGGCACUGUGAUUAGGGAGGAACUCGGUCUCACCUUAGACAAGGCUGACAAGGAAGUUCUAGGCAUUGCUGCUAAAGUGGUGCUAUCUAAGGAUUCCACUACAAUUGUUGGUGAUGGUAGCACUCAGGAAGCAGUCAAUAAGCGUGUUGCGCAGAUUAAAAACCUGAUAGAGGCUGCUGAUCAAGAUUAUGAAAAGGAAAAACUUCAAGAAAGAAUUGCUAAAUUAUCAGGAGGUGUGGCUGUCAUACAGGUCGGAGCACAAACUGAAACUGAGUUGAAAGAGAAGAAACUUAGAGUGGAAGAUGCUCUCAAUGCAACAAAGGCAGCUGUUGAGGAAGGUAUUGUUGUUGGAGGAGGGUGCACACUCCUCAGACUUGCAGCCAAAGUUGAUGCCAUCAAGGAGACCCUUGCAAAUGAUGAGGAGAAGGUUGGAGCUGAUAUUGUCAAAAGAGCAUUGAGCUACCCAUUGAAAUUGAUUGCUAAAAAUGCUGGUGUUAAUGGAAGCGUUGUCAGUGAGAAGGUGCUCUCAAGUGACAAUGUAAAAUUUGGAUACAAUGCUGCAACUGGCCAAUAUGAAGACUUAAUGGCUGCUGGCAUCAUUGAUCCAACAAAGGUGGUGAGAUGUUGUCUAGAGCACGCCGCAUCUGUGGCGAAGACAUUCUUGAUGUCCGAUUGUGUGGUUGUUGAAAUCAAGGAGCCUGAACCAGCAGUUGCUGGCAGCCCAAUGGACAACUCAGGAUACGGAUACUAGGUGAAUGAAUGAAGGCUACUGAUUAGAGGAACUGCCCCUGCCAGAUGAACCAACACUAUCUGGUGGCAAUGCUUGAAAGCCUUUAUUUUUUGUAAAAGUUUAGGUAUUCAUUCUUGGAAGGAUUUAGAAAUCCUGGUGGGAGUAGCAGCCUUUCAGGGUUCGGCACUGUAUGAAUAUGCAAUUUAAUGUGUAAUUGCAGCUUCAGUGGAUGUUGAGUGACAGGACAUAAAUAAAUCUUCUAUAUAAUUUCUCAU